Molecule: messenger RNA, 3091 nt
Organism: Poecilia latipinna (sailfin molly)
Lineage: Eukaryota; Metazoa; Chordata; Actinopteri; Cyprinodontiformes; Poeciliidae
Product: poly [ADP-ribose] polymerase 12-like
Exons: 11
Coding region: 98-2203 (701 amino acids)
Cellular component (GO): nucleus
Molecular function (GO): NAD+ poly-ADP-ribosyltransferase activity; metal ion binding
Source: RefSeq, a predicted model, not a curated record
GUUUUCAGUUCUAUAUAAAUGGGCCUGUGCGUGUUGUUGCCUCAAGUCAGCUGUAGACUGUUUUCUUGAGUGAUUAUUUGAUGCAUCUUCUUUCGGGAUGGCAUCGACUAGUAAUUCAAAAUUAGUUUUCAAGAUUCUGUGCGAUAAUGACGGUUGUUUAGAGGUAAGGCAGCUGAAUGCGAAGCUCGCACAAAACAGCUUUGGAGUUAAACUAGCGAACCUGCGUUCCGUUCUUUUCGACGACGGUAAGAUUGCGAUUCGGGAGGGUAAACAGCGGGUUCCUGACGGUAACAUCAGGCCUGACAGUCUGAUUGUUGCUAAAACCAGUUUGAGGCUUUGCCAGAGAAAAGCUGGGGAAUGCGGACUGUGUGAUAGUUUACACUUGUGCAGGUAUUUUGUCUGCGGAGGCUGCACCUUCGGACCCAAGUGUAAAAAUCCGCACAGUUUGGCUUCUCCACACAACGCUGAUCUUUUGCAAAGGUUUGGUCUCCAGGACUUGACAGAGAAACAACUUUUCCAGCUUUUACUGCAGAAUGAUCCUUUUCUUCUUCCUGAGGUCUGUCCACAUUACAACAAGGGUGAUGGUCCAUUUGGCUCCUGCAGAUUCACCACCUCCUGCACGAAGCUCCAUGUCUGCCUGCAUUUCCUCCAGGGUGACUGUAGGUAUGGCUCAAGAUGCAAGAGAAGCCAUUCCGUUGAACGAGGAAUGAAGCUUUUCAAAGGAUUCAGUCAGGAGAAUAUGCAAAACCUUUACAAGAUUUACAGGAAUAAAUUCAUCAUCACUGGACAAUGUGGACAGCACGAGACUCCAGCUGCUGCUGCUGGUCCAGUGCUUCCAGUGGUGACAUUCAGUCAUCAGCUGUCUUCCCAUCAGCCUCACCAAAUGAGUCCUAGAAGUCCCACCAACUCUGUCAGUCCUUUAAAACCUAACAGUGAAGGUGAAAGGAAUGAGAUCUGCCUCUAUAAUAUUCGCAAAAGCUGCAGCUUCAAAGAGAAAUGCGUGCGUGUCCACUGGAACCUACCGUACAAAUGGGAGGUGUUACACAGAGACGGUGUUACUUGGAAGGACUUGCCUUUAAUGGAAGAAAUUGAAAAGGCAUACUCUGACCCAACAUGCAACACUAGCAGGGAUCCACUGAUGCCUACAUUGGGAAUUCUCUCGAGUCUGAAACUUGGAUCUGCAUCUAACAUUAAGCAGCAUGUUGACUUUAACACGAUGACCUACGAAGGGUCUCCAGUUCGUCGCCUGUCCACAACUUCUUCUGUCCUACAUCCGCCACACUUCAUUCUCACAACUCAGUGGAUUUGGUACUGGAAGGAAGACAAUGGUUUAUGGAUCGAGUAUGGACAGGGUGGAGGAGACACCACAGUGACUUCUGACACUCUGGAGAAAAUGUACCUGGCAGACAAGGAUGCAGAGAUCACUUUCCAGGCAGGCAAACAUCAAUACACCUUGCAUUUCAAAGGUGCAAAAGGAAGCCAGACGAUGUUUCAACAGAAUUUAAAAUAUAAAACUAAGAGAGAGAUCCGAAGGAGGCCUCGCUUUGUGUCACCUCAGGACGUUAAUGACAUCAAGAGUGGAUCAUCACACAGCUCCAGCUCCUCCACAGCUGAACAUAUUCCACCCCACUGGGACAAGAAAGCCCUUCCUGAUUUGAGUUAUAAGCUCGUGCUCCUCUCCAGAAUUGAUCCAGAUUAUAAAAUUGAGGAGGAUUUCAGACGCACCAUGCCUUGCAGUAGAAUUGAAAGCAUCCAAAGAAUCCAGAACCCGUCUUUGUGGAAAGUCUUUCAAUGGCAGAAGGACCAGAUGCAGAAGAGGAAUGGAGGGAAACGUGUGGAUGAGAAACUUUUGUUCCACGGCACAGAAGAGAGCCUGGUUGACGCCAUUUGUGAUCAAAACUUUGACUGGAGGAUGUGUGGCGUCCACGGAACAGCCUAUGGGAGAGGGAGCUACUUUGCUAGAGAUGCUUCCUACUCAGACAAAUAUUCCAGAACCCGAGGAAGUCUGAACAAGAUCAUGUUUGUUGCUCGAGUGCUGGUGGGUGAAUACACAAAGGGAAGCAGCAGCUACGUUCGACCACCAUCAAAAGCAGGAAGCAAAGCUCUUUAUGACAGCUGUGUUGACUCUGAAAGAGACCCCAGCAUAUUUGUGAUCUUUGAAAAACAGCAGAUUUAUCCAGAGUAUCUAAUCAAGUACAGAUGAGAUAAAUGCUUUAAUUCCCUUUUGUUAAAGGGAAAUAAAUCAUUAAAAAAAGGGUCACUUUUUAGCUUGCUAAAGUCCAGUACACAUAAGGGAACAUUUUGCUGGGUUUCUUUGUUCUGUCCAAAGCAUGCAGUCUGGCUUUCUUUGUGUAUUUUGUACUUGCUGCUCAGUAGCUCUCUUUUUUUUUCAUAACCUUGGGUGACUAUAUGUCCGUCGGGAGUCUGCCUAAGUAAAUGAGUAAAUAGUAUUUUGUAAAUAUUAAGUAAAUAUUCAUUUGUCAGGAUAUCACAAAAACACAAUUUUGAAUUUGUUGCUUCUUAGUACUGUAGGUGGCAGCAAGUAUAUGGGCAUUGGACAGUCUUGUAUUCUGUCUGUUCAUAACCCAAGUCCCCUGAAAGUUGGGGUGCUGACAUUUUCAUGCAAACCAAAAUGUAUGGGGAAAAAAAACACACGUUUACUUGCUUUUACAAAUAUCAUAUUUCAGAUUAACUGUAAGCCAAACUUAUAUUGAAGAGAAGGAGCUUAAUUAUUAUCCACCAUAACAUGAAUGGUUAUUUAAAAAAUGAUUUCAAAAGCAGGUCAUAAGGACUUCCUUUAAAUUAUAGAGUAAGCAUCUAUGUACUGAUUUACAACAAAGUGUUUUAGAAAGUAUAAAUACAGAGAAAUUGAAACCUGCAUGCAUCCUCUUGCAAAACCCUAAUUAUUUUUAUUCCUGCCUAGUUAAUCUCUGUAAACACCAUUACAAACCUCUUGAGAUAUAAAUGAUUUUAAUAUCAAAAUGAAAUAAAUGUUAUGUUUAAUCUUUUAAAGAAAAGCUGUUUAAAGUGUUAAAAGGAUGGACUUAUCCUAUCCAAAGUGCUAAUAAACUUUUUCCAAGUUGUCCUCUCA